Molecule: messenger RNA, 2944 nt
Organism: Cyprinus carpio (common carp)
Lineage: Eukaryota; Metazoa; Chordata; Actinopteri; Cypriniformes; Cyprinidae
Product: aspartyl/asparaginyl beta-hydroxylase-like
Biological process (GO): peptidyl-aspartic acid hydroxylation
Cellular component (GO): membrane; endoplasmic reticulum
Molecular function (GO): protein binding; peptidyl-aspartic acid 3-dioxygenase activity
Source: RefSeq, a predicted model, not a curated record
AAAAAAAUCUCAAAAGUUGCAGUCUGGUCUUUUGUCUUGAAUGAAACGUAGGGAGGUGGGCUCAGUGGUCAGUUGUGACAAGCUUUUCUCAGUGGUCAGUUGUGUCAGUAUGUGUGUGUUUAGCUAUAUAACUGUUGUCUCCAUAUGAGGUCCAAAAGAGGGUGUGUGUACAGCAGCUCUAAAAAUACCUAGGAGGCAGUGCAUAUAUCAUGUUGCAGCUAAACCAGUGAGAUGUACUUCAUGUGAGCAGUAAAAGCUUUGCUUUUCUUUUGCAGUUUAGUUUGCAAAAUCUAGAAACCCCAAAGGAUGGGUGAAACCAGUGUAGAUGAAGCAAAAAUGACAGACUCUCCAAGUGGAAAUACAGCCGUUAAGAGUGAAAAAAAGACAGAGGGAAACUCUUUCUUUAGCUGGCUGUUGGUGCUGGCUUUUCUGGGGGCUUGGCUGUCUGUGGGUGUUGUGUGGUUUGACCUUGUUGACUACAACAGUGUGAUUGGUGCUCUUGGAGGAGUAUAUGAUGCUGAUGGCGAUGGAGACUUUGAUGUAGAAGAUGCCAAAGUUUUUUUAGAGAAUGCUACUGUGGCUACUAAGGAAAAAACCUUAAAAAAAAAUAUCACAACGGAGGGAGACCGUAUCCAAGCAGGCCAUUCCAAGCGUACAUGUCUGACUGAGAAGCCUGUUACUGUGGCAUCAACCGAGAACCCCUUAGGAGAAAGAGAGUUACAUGCAGAAUCUCUGCCUGGUGAAAACAAAGAAUCCACAUCACACUCUCCACAUGGGUCUGCAUCUGAUGCUGAACCUUCAUUAGAGUUCAAAACAGAGGAAUCCAGACCUGCAAACCAAAUUUCACCAGACUUGUCACCUGCAACUCAACCUGUGCCUACAUCAGUCUCCACACCUGAAUCAAUUACUGAGACAACAGAAUUCAAAGAAUCCUCAGUAGAAUCCAAAGAAGAAAAAGAAGCCAAAAAGAAGAAACCAAAACUUCUUAAUAAAUUUGACAAAACAAUCAAAUCUGAGGUCAAUGCUGCAGAGAAAUUACGCAAGAAGGGGAAAUUUGAGGAAUCUCUCCGUGCUUUUGAAGCUCUUGUCCAGAAAUUCCCACAAAGUCCGAGAUGCCGAUAUGGCAAAGCUCAGGCAGAAGAUGAUCUGGCAGAGAAAAUGCGCAGUAAUGAGAUGCUUCUGAAGGCAGUGAACACAUACAGAGAAGUAGCUGAGCUCCCAGACGUACCCCCUGACCUCAUCAAAGCCACAUUAAAGAGACGUGCAGACAGACAACAGUUCUUAGGUCGUUCACAGGGAUCUUUAGCUACUUUGGAGAAGCUAGUUCAGAUUUUCCCAGAAGACAUCAGCCUAAAGAAUGACUUGGGAGUGGCACAUCUGCUUCUGGGUGACAACAAGGGUGCAAAACAAAUAUAUGAGGAGGUUUUAGCCCAUGCCCCACAUGAUGGAUUUGCUAAAGUGCAUUACGGAUUCAUACUUAAAUCUGAAAACAAGAUUGCAGAGAGCAUACCGUACCUGAGGGAAGGUUUGGAGUCUAGAGAGCCAGGAACUGAUGACGGAAGGUUUUACUUUCAUCUUGGGGAUGCUUUACAGAGAACAGGAGACAAGAGUGCCUAUGACUGGUAUGAGGCUGGGCAUCGACAAGGUCACUUUGCCUCUGUAUGGCAGAGAUCUCUCUAUAAUGUCCCAGGGCUUCGGGCUCAACCCUGGUGGACGGCUGAAGAGACUGGAUAUACAGCUUUAGUCAAGAUGUUGGAACGUAACUGGUUGAGCAUUAGAGAUGAAGCACUGUCAGUCUUAGACAGCAACAGUGGGCAGUUCUUGCCUGAAGAUGAAAAUCUGAGAGAGACAGGAGACUGGGGCCAGUUUACACUGUGGCAGCAGGGUCGAAAGGUUGCUGCUUCAUGUCGCUAUGUCCCAAAAAUCUGUGCUUUGCUGGAACGUUACCCAGAGGCCACUAGCUGCAAAAGAGGACAGAUAAAAUUUUCAGUAAUGCAAGCUGGUACUCAUGUAUGGCCUCACACUGGUCCCACCAACUGUCGUCUACGAAUGCAUCUGGGCCUCGUCAUCCCUUCUAAGGGAUGCAGGAUUCGCUGUACAAACCAAACAAGGGAGUGGGAAGAAGGAAAAGUGUUAAUAUUUGACGACUCAUUCGAACAUGAAGUCUGGCAGGAAGCAGAAAGCUACAGACUCAUCUUCAUUGUGGAUGUCUGGCACCCAGAACUCACCCAAUUACAGAGGCAGACUCUGUCACCAAUAUAGAAGAUUUGUCCAAAAACUGAGUUUUGAAAAGUAGGUCGACAGCCAAUCGGAGUGACAGAUUUACUGUUCUUAGCCAAUCACAGAUUUCUUAAAUCACAAAUAUCUAUUGUGCUGUGCUGUCCUGUGUUGCAGAUUACAAGGCAAUGUGAAUGUAUAAGUCUUAUGAUUGAUAGUUGUAAAUAAUAUAAGUGUGAUUUUUGAAGAACAUAAAGGAUGGAUUUAGAAGUUCAAGGGUUUUAAAAGGACGGUUCACCUAAUAUUCAAGAUCUUAAUUCAGGUAAAGCAAAUUAUGAUUUAAAAUCAUGUUUCAGAGGGAUGUUUUUAGGGCUCAACAGUAAACAGUAAAAUUAAAGAAACAAUAAAGAUUAGAACGUACAUUUUGAGAUUUAAAUCUUAAAUUAGAUUGAAGGGUUACCUUUAGUGAAAUAACAGUACAAUGAGAUGCAUUUGCUCUUUCUUACUGAAAAAAAGAGACCUCAGUCAGUUUUUAUAGAUAUAUGAUUGAACAUCGCACUGUAUUUUGUGGGUUACUUUGUAUAUGUGUGUCCAGGUGAAUACAUAAAUUAGUAGAUGUGUUAGCUAUAAGAGAUGUGUGCACAGCCAUAAAAAAAAAAACCCUUUGUGCCUUUUCCAACCUUGGAAAGUAUUAUAUUAAAGGGGAUACUCCAUCCCAUAAUGAAAA